This is a messenger RNA of Meloidogyne enterolobii, 205 nucleotides long. The record is from the annotation of a GenBank genome assembly. Lineage: Eukaryota; Metazoa; Nematoda; Chromadorea; Rhabditida; Meloidogynidae.
GCAUGUCUUGACUGGAUUAAUGUUUGAAUUUACUGAUACAAGUUAUGAUCAUGUCGAGACACAAAAGAAUCUAUCAAGUUUUGAAGAAAUUGGAAAGAAUAAACAAAAUGGGUGUAUAAGUGAUGAACUUUUAUUUGAAAAAGAAAUUCUUUGUGUAGAGUUGAAAUUUGAUAGGUAAUAGUUUAAAAUUAAUAUUUUAAAGUUG